Molecule: messenger RNA, 1753 nt
Organism: Corylus avellana
Lineage: Eukaryota; Viridiplantae; Streptophyta; Magnoliopsida; Fagales; Betulaceae
Gene: CCS
Product: copper chaperone for SOD1
Biological process (GO): superoxide metabolic process
Molecular function (GO): copper ion binding
Source: RefSeq, a predicted model, not a curated record
UGAGACCGGCGAGGCAACUAACACAAACAGGAAAGUGAAGUGAAUCUAAAACGAGGAGUUGAGAAUAAAGGCAUGGCAUUUCUCAGGUCAGUGGCCACAACAACCACUGCCAUAGCAGCCUCGGCUCUCCCUGCAGCCAUUGCUUUCUCCUCUCUCUCUUCCUCUCAAUCUUCUCAGGUCCCCAAAACCAAAAACCUCUCCCUCCUCUCCUUCGCACCAAACCCAACCCCAACUCGCUUUGGCCUCGUCAAGAAUUUCGCUGACAAACCCUCGGUUCUCCACAUGGACGCCCCUACAUCUGACACCAAAGCCACCUCUCAGGGUGAUGCUGUCUUGCCAGAGCUGCUGACAGAGUACAUGGUGGAUAUGAAAUGUGAGGGUUGUGUCAACGCUGUCAAGAAUAAGUUACAGACCGUUAAUGGGAUAAAAAAUGUUGAGGUGGACUUAAGCAAUCAAGUGGUGAGGAUUCUUGGUUCAACGCCUGUGAAGACCAUGACUGAAGCUUUAGAGCAGACGGGGCGAAAAGCCCGACUAAUUGGGCAAGGGGUUCCAGAAGAUUUCUUAAUUUCUGCUGCUGUUGCGGAAUUCAAAGGUCCAGAGAUUUUUGGCGUGGCUCGCCUGGCUCAGGUAAAUAUGGAAUUGGCUAGGAUUGAAGCCAACUUUAGUGGGUUGUCUCCUGGAAAACAUGGUUGGUCUAUUAAUGAAUUUGGAGAUCUGACAAGAGGUGCAGCAAGCACUGGAAAAGUGUUUAAUCCAGUAAACGAAGGAAAAGCAGAAAAGCCGCUUGGCGACCUGGGAACAUUAUCUGCUGAUGAGAAAGGUGAGGCCAUCUUCUCAGGCAUCAAAGAGAAUCUGAGGAUUGCUGAUCUCAUUGGGCGAUCUAUAGUGAUAUAUGGAACUGAAGAUAAAUCAGAUCCAGGCGUAACAGCUGCAGUAGUUGCUAGAAGUGCCGGGGUUGGUGAGAACUACAAAAAGAUCUGUACUUGUGAUGGAACCACCAUAUGGGAAUCAAGUGACACAGAUUUUGCAAUCAGCAAGGUUUGAUAUCACAAGUAAAACCCUGCACAUACUUAAGCUAAAUAUCAUAGGCGCCAAAUACUCCUGGUGAAGAGAUUGUAGUUUUCAUAAUCUUGUGUGUUCUAAUAAUUCGAAGUUGUCUGUAAGAAACAGACAGCAUUACAUCUAAUAAAUGAGAAGAGCACAAGCCCUCUUCAUGUGUAAUCUCAGUUAUGGAAGCAAGCACCCCUGAAAUAGGGCUAUGCCACAUUCACGCUUGGUGUACUUGGAUUCUAGAGCUUGUUUACUUCGAAAGUUUGUUGACCUUAUCUUCUUUCCCCUUUUCUUAGGUUGUUAAAAUUAGGGUUUGAACAAUUCCGCUCGAUAGCCGACUACUCGGCACUGCCUCUGUCAAGACAGCAUUGGCUACAAUUUAUACUGCCUCAUCAAAUUCAAUGGAGGACUACAAGUGAGAUCGUGAGAUCCUAGACCCCCUCAAAAGCAGCUGAACUCAAAAGGCAUGGUACACAGUCGGAGCUUUUGAUAUUUGGGUCGGUCAGGUUGCAAUUCUAGUGCGUUGAGUGUGUUUGAGCGAUUGAAUUAUGUAACCUUGAUAAUUCUUCUGCAAGAUACACUCUCAAGUAGAGGUGAAACAUAGUUUGACCAAAAAGAAAAACAUGUUGUGGGAAUCUCUACCGGAAAGAAGAAUAAGAAUAUCAAAAGAUGGAACAGAAUUUUUCUGCCAUAUUGACGAAAU